AGUGUAUCAGGUUUCUCAACUAUAACCUUUGACCUCCCCUAUUGUUUGUCAGCCAUUUUUUUCUUCUUCCUAACCUGCUCUUCGUAAAAUUACCUCAAAACUGACGCAAUUAUGCAGGCGUAAAUGAUCUUUUCACAGUAGACGCUUCAUGAACCAGAAGGGAAGAACAGGACAGAUGGAAACGGACAACAGUGGGGAGCAGACAACAGACGCAGGACGGCAGCAGGACGUUCUAAGUGAGGCAGCGUGCGGGGUAAACUGUACCCAGCCUGAGGAGGGAGUCUCAUCACAUCUACAUGUACAGGUCCGUACAGAACAGAUGGAAAUGGACAACAUGGGGGAGCAGACAAUAGACUCAGGAUGGCAGCAGGACGACGAAAAGGACAUUGUAAAUGACAAACCGUUCAAUGUAACCUUCACUGGGUCUAACAUUAAUAAGACAGAAGUCUUGCCACAGAGCCAUGCACUGCAAGAGGGCAGUCACAUGAGAGAACAUAGUGAUAAGGCUGACGAGCACGGGUGUACAUUGGCUCAUAAUGCUAUCUCAAAGUCAAACCUACACCAGAGAACACACACAGGUGAGAAACUCCACCAAUGUGAGCAGUGCGACUACUCUACUGCACAGAAAGGCCAUUUAAACCAACACAUCAUGAGAAAACACUCCGGUAAAAAGCCCUACAUGUGUGGGAAGUGUGAAUACAGGACAUCUGUCAAGUCUGACUUAUCCCGGCAUUUAACAACACACACAGGUGAGAAACCCCACAAAUGUGACCAGUGUGACUAUUCUGCUGCACAGAAAGCCCAACUAGACAAACACAUGAUGACAAAACACACCGAUGAGAAACCCUUCAUGUGUGAGGACUGUGGAUACAGGGCUGCUCUUAAGUAUCAACUAUUAAGGCACAUGAAAACACACACAGGUGAGAAACCGUACAAAUGUGAACAUUGUGACUAUUCUGCUGCACAAAAAUCUCUAUUAGACAAGCACGCCAUGAGGAAACACUCCGGUAAGAAGCCCUACCUUUGCGGACAGUGUGAAUACAGGACGGCUGUAAAGUCUGACUUAUCCCAGCAUAUGAGAACUCACACAGAUGAGAAACCCCACAAAUGUGACCAGUGUGAUUAUUCUGCUGUGCAGAAAGCCCAACUAGACAAACACAUCAUGACAAAACACACAGAUGAGAAACCCUAUAUGUGUGAGGACUGUGGGUACAGGACGGCAAUCAAGUGUCAACUACUCCAGCACAUGAAAAAACAUACAGGUGAGAAACCCUAUAAAUGUGACCAGUGCGACUAUUCUGCAGCACAAAAACGCAACUUAGAUCACCACAUUAUGAGAAAACAUUCGUGUGAAAAACCUUACAUAUGUGAGGAAUGCGGACAUAGAAUGGCAGUAAAGGCUGACUUAGCAUAUUGAAUCACACAGAGGCGCGAAACCCUACAAAUGUGACCAGUG
Messenger RNA from Branchiostoma floridae (Florida lancelet), 1456 nucleotides. RefSeq names its product zinc finger protein 135-like. The transcript is spliced from 2 exons. Gene Ontology annotation, molecular function: DNA-binding transcription factor activity, RNA polymerase II-specific; RNA polymerase II transcription regulatory region sequence-specific DNA binding. Lineage: Eukaryota; Metazoa; Chordata; Leptocardii; Amphioxiformes; Branchiostomatidae. Bases 149 to 1417 code for a protein of 422 amino acids. The record is from RefSeq and is a predicted model, not a curated record. Gene Ontology annotation, biological process: regulation of transcription by RNA polymerase II. Gene Ontology annotation, cellular component: nucleus.